Condylostylus longicornis is the source of this 5148-nucleotide messenger RNA. RefSeq names its product serine-rich adhesin for platelets (gene bbg). The record is from RefSeq and is a predicted model, not a curated record. The transcript is spliced from 6 exons. Gene Ontology annotation, molecular function: protein binding. Lineage: Eukaryota; Metazoa; Arthropoda; Insecta; Diptera; Dolichopodidae. Bases 113 to 3856 code for a protein of 1247 amino acids.
CUGGGAUAAAAUAUUGUGUAAAAUAAAAUAAAUAAAAUAAAUUGGAAAAAAUUUUAAAAUAUAAAAUAAAAUAUACUUAAUAUUAAAUGCAAAAUUUUUAUAAUUUGUCGCGAUGAAGGAAAGGAAUAAUUUCAAACAAGAUUCCAUGUUCCCAAACAAUACACAAAUCAGUACACCAAUCAAUACAUCAACUACAACAACAACAACAACGAAAAUGGAUACUACCAGUAUACAGAUAGUUCCUUCAACAUUAAUAUUAUCAGAUUAUUUAGCAUUAAGUUCACCGCCAACAUAUUCACGUUUACCACCCGAUGGUCACGAAUUUCCACCAAAUUUUUCUGAACCACUUAUAAUACCAACAAAUAGCCAUUUAAAAUCAAAUAGUUUAAUAACAUCAACAACAACAACAACACAUAAUACAUAUAAAAAAUUAACAUCAUCAGCACAAGAAACAUCAGAUAAAAAUAAUAUGUUUGAUGAUCGUCCACCAUUACCAAAAUCAGUUCCUCCACCAACAGUUCCUAGAAAAAUUUAUCGACAAGAUUUAAUUAUUAAAGUCGAUGAUGUUCGAAAUCAAUUAAAUGAUUCAAAAAAAGAUUCAUAUAUGAGAAUAGAACAAACAUCAACUACAGUCACAACACCAUUCACCGGUUUCCCAUAUGAAAAACGUUUAGUUGGAAGUCGAGAUUCAUUAGAUCAAGUUGAUUCAUCUGGUGGAAUAUCUUCAACUAUAAAUUCAAAUAAUGUUUAUCAACAAAAGAAAUCUGUUUCAUUAUCAUCAUCACCAUCAUUAGCAACUGGACGUAAAUUUGCUGAUUGGCGAAAAGAUGAGAAAUCAGAAAAAUCAGUUCGUGAUAAAAUUGCAAUGUUUUCUAAUGAAAACGAUAAAACCGAUUUUGGCCGAUGCAAUAAAAAACCACUUAAUAAAAGUACCGAAAAUUUAUUAGAUUCAAGAGAUCGUUACGAUAACAAUAUGAAAUAUCAACCAAUAUUUAAUAGUCUUCCAAAGAAAGCAAUGAGUGUGGAAAAUUUGAAUAGUGAUAUCGUUAGCUCUAGUAAUAGUUUCCGGAGUAGACCAAGUUCAACUUUAAAAGGGGAAUCAUUACAAAAUUUAAAUACUGAUUACACUCAAAGUUAUGCUUCUCUUCCAAGAAGGAAUACUCCAACAUUAUCACGCACAAUUAGCUUUUCGGGCACACAAAUUAAUAAUGAUGAAGCAACAAGAAAAGCAGCAAUAACAAAUAUACUAGAACAACGACGUAAAUCAUUAUCAAAAUUAAGAGGUUUAGUGAUACCAGAAAAACCUCAAAUUCCAGUUUCAACACUUGAACCUAUUCUAGAUUUACCAGAAAUUAAGAGUCGUGACAGUGAAAUUACGCAAAAUGAAUAUUCAUAUUCGCACCCAAAUACACCAACAAAUGGUUUCAAAACAUUUAGUCACAAAAAAGAAUUUUCUAAUCGAUACUCAACUCCUGUACAAUCUCAAAAUGUAAGUAAUGGUACUUACAAAAAUAUUUUUCAAACACAAAAUUCAAGAUUUCAAAAUAUGAACUUGAAAAAAGUGAACGAUAAUAUCAUUCCCCCGAUGAAACCUCCUCGAACUUCGCUUAUAUUAAAUAGUUCUAAUAGUAGUUUAAACCGAAAUUCACAUCAAUUGGAAGAAAGUGAUUCAGAUUCAGUUUUCAGUUCAAAAGUAUCAUCACCACCAAUGUCACCAAGUCAUGUUGUUCAAAAUAGUGUUCCAGAAAAAUUUGCUUUAACAAGAACAUUAAGUUCAGAAACAAAUACAUCAAUUGCUAGUUCAACAACAUCAACAUUAACUUCAGGGUCUGGAUCACAAGCCAGCUGUAGCUCAGUUGGAAGCAAUCCAACAGUAGAUAUGAGUCGAAGAAUUAUUAAAUCUGGUUCAGGAGAUUCUGGUUCGAUUAGUCGAAAAAAUGUGUUAGCUUCUGCUAAAUGUCGCAGUGGCAGGGAUGAUUCCUCUGCUUUAGUAAGAAACAGAAGAUACGAUGAUGAAGAUAGCACUGAUGGAUACGACGAUGAAGAUGUCAGAAAGACACCAAAAUUUAAACAAAGAUCUAGUGCCGCAGCUCAAAAUAAACAAAACUCUUUAAAUAAAUUACCAACUCCAUCAACACCAAUAACUUUAGCACCAAUAAAUUAUAAGUUAGUUUCAAAAGAUGAAAGUAUUGUUGAUAAAGUUAUUAAUGUUGCAGCCUACGUUGAAGUAACUUCUGAUACAGAUGACAGCAGUCGAAAAUCUGAUACUUCUCCUUCAAAAAUCAGUGCAAUUUUUAUUGAUGAGGAACGAAAAGCUAGUUUUAAAGCUGAUCCUUUUCAAAAACCAAUAACAAGGAAAAAAUCUUCACCAAUAACUAUAACAACAACCAGAACUAGCAUCACAACAAAUGCUGCAAUAUCUCCAGAACCAAGUAAUGAUAUGGCUAAAUGGGUGCAAGCUGAGGCAGCUAAAGCAAUGUUAGAAAUUUCUAAACCAAUUGAAAUUAAAACAAAAGUUUCAGUUGAUCGUCAAAAAGCUACUGCUGAAAAAUUGGAGAUUUUAUCAUCUCCUAAAAUUUCUCAUUUGACGACAGCAACUACUACGACUACAACUAUUACAUCAGUAAAACCGAAAAGUUCAACUCAGGAAAUUCGUGAGAAAUUUGAACAGAGAUCUCAAGCACAGACACAAACAACACAAAUAAUUACACCAAACAAUACAUUAAAACAAAUCAAAGAAACUAAACAAACUUAUCAUGAACGUUUCUCAUCUUUAGAUUCAAUAGCCUCUUCUUCAUCUGGUGUCUCAUCCGGAAAUCAAAACUUGCCAUCAAAUCAAGAAACACCAACUGAAUUUGGUAGUUUUUCUUCACUUGGAAGCAAUCAAAGUUUAAUUACUGCACAAGACAUUCAAUUAAUUAUAGAAGAAGCAGAUCCUCAACUGAAAACUCCAGAAGCUUUCGUAGUAGUUCUUCAAAGAGAAACACCCGAAAGCAGUAUUGGUAUUACUUUAGCUGGUGGGGCCGAUUACGAGGCAAAAGAAAUAACGAUUCACAAAAUCUUGGCAAAUACUCCAGCAGCAAAAGAUGCUAGACUUAAAAAAGGUGAUCGUAUUUUAGCUGUUAAUGGAAUGACUAUGCGUGGUUUGACCCAUCGUGAAUCUAUUUCAGUUUUAAAAACACCAAGACCAGAAGUUGUUUUGAUUGUAACACGUUCAGAAUCGAUUGCUGCGAAAUCAUUAAGUAAGAAACGUUCAUCGUUAGGCUCUCUAACUUCAUUAACUGAGAAACCUAUCGAAAUUGAUUUUGAUAAAACAAAAAGAAGUUAUCAUAAAGCAUCCAGAUCAUUAGACUUAGAUCUAGAUGUUGUUUCGAAUGAUGACAGUUCUAAAGAUUCUAAUGGUGGUUUAAAUAGUUCUUCUUCGUUGGGUAGCAAUGGUACAGCAAGCCCCUCAGAAUCUGAUAUACAAAGUAUUUCAAGAACAAGAAGACAAUAUUCAAGAGAUGGUGGUAAAUUAAGCACAAGUGAAAUUUUAGAACGUGUAAGGGAGACAAGAAAUGUAUUGGCUGCUGAAAGAGAAGAAAUACCAGCUGGUGCUAGAACUGUUGAAAUAGUCAAGGAUAGCUGUGGUUUAGGAUUCUCAAUUGAAGGUGGUAUGGAUUCACCAUUGGGUAAUCGUCCAUUAACUGUUAAAAAAGUUUUUAUGGGUGGUGCUGCACAAAAAGCUGGUAACAUUAAAAAUGGUGAUGAAAUUUUAUUUAUAAAUGGUGCAUCAACAGCAAAAAUGUCACGGGUAGAUGCAUGGAAUUAUAUGAAACAAUUACCGUCGGGACCAGUCAAAAUUGUUGUAAUUUAAGUCGCAAAUAUUAUUAUUUUAUCUAUAGUAUAUAUAUAUACAUAUAUACAUAAUUGUCUCAUAUUUAAUCCUUAAUUAAUAUUAUUAUAAAAAGUAAUUAUGUAAUUAAUUUGUAAUGAAUUUUUUUUUUUUAAUUAUUAUUUAACGAAGUUUUACGAUUUUAAUUACAUUUUAUUUUGUAAUUUUAUUUGUUUAAAUUUCUUUGAUUUGUAGUAAAAUGAAAAAAAAAAAUAGCUCAGAGCUGUAAAACCUUAAAUACUUAUUUAAAUUGAAAUGAAGAAAUUUGUAAGAAAAAAAAGCAGGAAUAAUUUUACAUAGAAUAUUAGAAAAAGUUUGAUUUUUUACUUUUUGAAGUGUAAGCAAAAUAUUGUAAUUGAUUAGAAAUUGAUUACAAAAAUAAAAUUAUUUUUAUUUUUAAAUUUUUAUUUAUUUUAUCAUUAUUAUGUAUUUUAAAAUAUUUUUUAAAAAUAUAAGAUAAACUCUCACUGUCAUAUCAGAAAAUGUCAUAUCACUGUCAAAUAUAUUCAAAGUUAACAAUAGAUUAAUGCAAUUAAAGUUAGAUUUUUUAAAAUAGACUAUGUAAUCGGUUUCUGUAGUUGUCAUAUUUGAGAUUUUAGAUGUUAACAAAAUUAUAUUUUGAAAAUUAUAACAUCUGUAAUUCAAAUUUAAUUGACUUAACUUAUAAAAUCCUGUUUUAUUCUCAAAAACAACUGGAAUCGUUGUUAUCGAUAGUUACAGUUCCGUGUUUCUACUAAAGCUACACUGACGCUCCUUGUUCUGAUAUCUGCUAAAAUCCUCCUAAUAUUAUGUAGAAUCCAUGGGGUUUUCCGACUAAAUUGGGAGCCUCGUUGUAUUUUUUUAUCGUUGCGUUUUUUUUUUUAUCGUAACCAAUAACUUUCCCUAUUCAUAUGAUUUGCAAAAAUUGCUAAGAGAUUACUGAUAUUUCAGUGAGAAUAUUAUGUAUUUUAAAAUAUUUAAAAUUCAAUUUAUAAAAUUGAAAUUUAAAAAAAAAUUCAAAGUAAAAGUAAGAAUAAGGAACUAAAUAAGACAAAACAAAAAAAAAAAAUAAAAGAAAAAAAAAGUGAGAUUUAUAAAGAAACAAAUAAUAAAACAAAAUCUUGCCAUUAUUAAUUUUGUUUUUUUAGUAAAACUAUAAAUUCAAUUUUGGCUUAUUUUUAAAAAAAAAAAAACAAAACCAUUAAUUAUUUUUUUGUGAAUAACAAUAUUUUAUGUUUUAUUUUAUUGAUUUUUUUUUUAAUAUUAAUCUUAAGUAUUAAUUCUAUUUGGUUCUA